This is a messenger RNA of Tripterygium wilfordii, 1369 nucleotides long. RefSeq lists its product as uncharacterized. The coding region runs from base 1 to 528 and encodes 175 amino acids. The transcript has 4 exons. The record is from RefSeq and is a predicted model, not a curated record. NCBI's taxonomy places the organism in Eukaryota, Viridiplantae, Streptophyta, Magnoliopsida, Celastrales, Celastraceae.
AUGAGUUAUAUCGGUAUCAUUCGAGAAGAGUUAUACCGGUAUCCUUUGGGUACGGUUAUUUUUGACAUCUUAGAGACACUAGCAUUUGAAAUUAAAAACUACAAACCCUUUGAUAGAGCGGUUAUUAUGAUUUUCAAUGUUAGCUCCAAAGGUGUGCAAAAAAAGCUAUAUGAUGAUACCGCUGGCUUAUUUCAUCUAUUUGGUGGAGCCGUGCUGGCGAAUACCGAAAACAGAGUAACUGAAUUUGGGCCGAAUCAUACCUAUCACAAAUGGAUCAAUGAACUCUUAACAUUCUCUCUAAGUCUGUAUUAUCGAACCCAACAAUUGCUCAUAUUGUUUGCGAAUCGAGCUCUGAAAACGCCAUGGAUAGAGUCACUGCUAAGUACGGCAUUCUUCAUUGCUUGUCGGUCACAUGGAUAUUCAGCGAGGAGCAAAUGCAAUAUGCACUGCUUCCGACUGCGAGGGGGCGACGCAUUCUGCUUCUAUUGCCAAGACACAAGGAUCAUCAGGUGCAACCAGAGUUUAUGACGGGUUGAUUUAACCCAAAUGAGAAUGGACAACAUGAUGCACCUUAACCGAAAUGCAAGCCAUGGGAAUAUAAUUUUCCAAUAUUAGUUCUCGAAGAGCCUAAAUUUUCUCCUUUAAAGUGAAACUAUCAAUUCUGCUACUGAGAAAAAUGUCCUCUGCUUUUGGGGGCAACAUGAGUGCGAAUUCGAACAAUGUUUCUCCUUCCAUAAGCCGCGGCAGUAGAAACUCAUCUGGAACUGCUCAUAAUGAACGGAGAGUACCAGUAGGUGCUGUGGUUGCAAUGGAGACAACCUUUGGGGGUUAGCCGCGACACUGUUCAGAGGAUUUUGGCUUUAUUCAGGGAGGAAUUAGAUAAGUUGUCCCGUGAGAAGAAAGGACCAAAAACAACUAUUCCUACAGUUGUAACUAAUCUUUUCCAAAAACACCAAAGAUGCUUGAACGCGUUGGACAUGUUUCAGGAAUACAUGUCGGUGACAGAUUUAAGUACUGGGCAGAAUUGUUUGUCCUCGGCCUUCACUGUUAGCGAUCAAAUGGUAUCGAUUUCAAGAGGGGUGAAAAAGGUCAAAAUCUGGCUAUAAGCAUUGUGGCUUCUGGGUGCUAUGAUAAUGACAUGAGCUUCCCUGAUGAAAUAGUUUAUUGUGGACAGGGAGGGAAUCCGACUGUCAGUAGAAGAAUAGUCGAUCAGAGAUGGACAGGAGGUAACCUUGCUUUGAGGAACAGCAUGCGAGCGAGAAGCCCUGUGAGAGUUAUUCGCGGGUUCAAGUACUCCAAGCCUUCAGUCACAGAUGGCAUGAAGUCUGCGUAUGUAUUUGAUGGGUUCUACUAUGUCAAGGAGUGGAAA